UUCAAUGUUGUAUGCACAAUGGUUGCGUUGGGAAGUGGGACCACAACGAUGGCUAUAGACUUUACAACGCGGCGCAUAUAAGUAUGCCAGCUUCGACCGUAUUCUAAAGACCACGCCCAAGGAACCACUUAGUCUUCUCUACUACAACGAGUUCACCAUCAACCACGUCGCAACGAUGAUCCCGCCAUCUUCUUUGAGGUCCUUGCCUCCUGUUCUAAAAAAAGAUUCGGCGGCGGACGUUCGGUUCGAUAGCUUAAAAAGUGAAACUUCGACCACACAUUCGCUACCCUUUUCACGAUAUGCGUUGCCAGUUCAAGUGGAAGAUGUAAUACCACACGCUCGAUCCAGCAGUUUGAAUGGGGAUGAGCAAACCAAGAUUGUUCCUGACCAAUCAACAACAAUCGAGCGACUCGAACAAGAGCGAAAUGGGGGGCACACAGCAGAAAAGCAGACACACGAACCGAAGAAGGACGGGAUGUUGCAACCCACCAGCGACAGUAUCAAGCAAAUCAAAGCCUCCAAGGAUGCGGAGGCAGAAGUCGUCCAUUUGAAACGCGUGGCCGAAAAUUGGAACAUGGAAAAUUAUAAGCUGGAACGCAAGCCCAAAGAGCAAACAGAUCAACAAGACGAAGCAGACAUCAUGAUUCUUGAGAAUGAGCCUUCCAACAGAGCGAAAGAUCUUGGUGUAGUGGCGCCAAAUGCGGACAUUACGAAAGAGGUGGCAAAGCUUGAGUGGGCAUCGCCCGAGUCUCAGCACUUGAAUGAACAAGUGAAGAGUCAGCUUGAGGUUGAGAGUGGUACGAGUCUCGAGGAUGGCCUUCUCAACAAAGCAGAGACGCAUGCCAAAUUGGUGCAAAAGGUUAACGAACUGGAGUGUGCAUUGCUUGAAUCUCAGCAAGAGAAUAAUAAACUCAAAGGUCAGCUCGAAGCUAGUCUUGCCGAAAGAAUGGCAAUUGAUCAAACGAAAGACGCUGAGGCGAGGCAAGAAGGAGCAAAACUGGAAAUCAAUCGCCUAGAAAAGCGCUUGAAAGAGUCCGUCCAGAUUGAGUUAGAAGCGCAACAACAACUUCAUGAAGAAAAUGCUAUGCUAAGAGGGAUGAUUCGCGAUAAGAUCGAGAUUGGAGCCCCAACUUCAGAGGAUUAUGACCAAGAUACGAACCUAGGGACCCUCGACAGAUUGACACUCUCUGACAUACAGAUGAUCUCACAGGAGCCCCAAGCGCUAUCAAUCACUGUGGUAGACUUCUCACCCAACCCAGAUUUCGCAGCCUUCCAACAACCUUCAAGAAGUUCCAUGGUCGAUACAGGUGUGGAUCUACACAACAUGUCUGUCAUCAUCAAUAUCAAGCCAGACGACCGAAAGAAUUGGACUUUCAUCCAGCGCAUUAGAUGUGUUCUUUCUGAAUCGCCUAAACUCGACAUCACAGGUCCGCCCGACUUAGUCGAUGAUCUUACCGAGGCGAUGGAGGCGGUCGGAUACAAACAUGCAGAGCAAAUUGCUCUCGUUACUCACUGGCAGACCAUUGCUCUCGAGUUGAAGGAGCGUGUCAACCAGGGCACCCUAUCAAGAUGCACGAUAGGUACUCAUCGCAGUCUUGUUGAUGAGUUAGAAGCCAUGAACACGAAGUUUGUGCUGCAAGAGCAGCUUUUGAUAGAGUGGCGCGAGAAGAUCGAUGCUGAUAAGAACGAUGGAGCUUUGAUUGAGUCGUCGGUUGAGUGUGACAAAGACGGUAGUUGCCAGAGCGUAGAGAUUUGAUAGAUGUUCGCAGGUUCGAAACGGCGUGAAGACCUACCCAAUGCCGACCUUGCUAUCUACAAGUUCGCAGCGCAUUCUCAAAUUUUCUUUGUAGUUCUUGCUGGAGCGUACUUUGCCAUUCGUCAGGUUGGCGACUCUUCGCGCGAUUUGCUCAAAUGUUUGGGGAUCGUACUGUCUGACGUACUCUCCAAGACCGAAUUGAACGUCUCCUUCUUGUCUUAUGCGUCUGUGCACUCUUGUCGGUGUGCUGUUAACGUAUUCA
Dothidotthia symphoricarpi CBS 119687 is the source of this 2018-nucleotide messenger RNA. RefSeq lists its product as uncharacterized. The record is from RefSeq and is a predicted model, not a curated record. NCBI's taxonomy places the organism in Eukaryota, Fungi, Ascomycota, Dothideomycetes, Pleosporales, Dothidotthiaceae. The transcript has a single exon. The coding region runs from base 176 to 1756 and encodes 526 amino acids.